Carassius carassius (crucian carp) is the source of this 2934-nucleotide messenger RNA. Its product is annotated as vang-like protein 1. The record is from RefSeq and is a predicted model, not a curated record. NCBI's taxonomy places the organism in Eukaryota, Metazoa, Chordata, Actinopteri, Cypriniformes, Cyprinidae. Bases 427 to 2010 code for a protein of 527 amino acids. The transcript has 10 exons. Gene Ontology annotation, biological process: multicellular organism development. Gene Ontology annotation, cellular component: plasma membrane.
UUCUUUAGAAUGAACCGAUCUUCCCAAUGCAACGCUAUCAUUUACGCCCAUGAGCUACAUGCUAUUUAUGACCUCCUGCGGUUCCUGUUUCUUUCCUUACAUACUGCACUUUUGCUGAGGGGGUUGCUCUAGCAUUAUUGCAAAAAGAAAGGGAUAUGUUCAAUUUCACAGCGAAUGAUUUUAGUUUUGAGUGCGUGGUCCGCAUGGGAACAACGGACGGCUUGCAGGAAUGACAGAUCAUUGUGCCUUUUCACAUUGCGCUGGAUCUGAUGCAGUAAGACGGUUAAUGUUUGAUAACAGAAAGCCCCUAGAAACGAUCCUGUCAUCUUGCACAGCUUCAUGUAUGUCCUGGUCAUCUGCACUUUAACGGUCUCCACAUUCCUCCCUCUGCUGCGUUAAACCAGUCACAGCACGGAUAGUAUUACAAUGGACACAGAUUCCAUCCACUCUGGUUAUUCCCACCACUCCAGCAGGUCACGUGGGUCAAACAAGCAGAGUGAACGCAGCAGCAGGGAUCGGCACAAGUCACACAGUCGAGACAGCAGCAGCCGCUCAGACAAAAAUGUCACCAUCAGUGCAUCGUCAGCUCAGCCGCAUCAGCCGGAUCAAAGCUCCGCCCCCACAGACGCCCAGGACGACAACUGGGGCGAAACCACCACAGCGGUCACUGGAACAUCAGACCACAGCUUGUCUCAGGAGGAUUUGGCUGGCUUCGGGAAGGAGACGGAGGGACCAGUAGAGAAAUUGAAAUGUGUACGCUUCCUUCCUUUGGCCCUUUCCCUCCUCCUGGGCCUGCUGGUUCUGAUCACCCCUCUGUCCUUCCUGGUGCUGCCCCAGCUGAUGUGGCCGGAGCGCCUGCAGGCUUGUGGUACUGCCUGUGAGGGCCUGUUUCUCUCGCUGGCUUUCAAGCUCCUCAUUCUCCUGCUGGCUGGCUGGGCUCUGUUUGUGCGACCUGCACGAGCCUCCCUGCCCCGGAUAGCAGUGUUCCGCGCCCUGCUGGGGUUGCUCACGCUCCUCCUGCUGCUCUCCUAUUGGCUGUUCUUUGGAGUGCGCAUCUUGGAUUCACAGGACGAGAACUACCAAGGCAUAGUGCAGUUUGCAGUAUCACUGGUGGAUGCUCUGCUGUUCACCCAUUACCUGGCAGUAGUUCUGCUGGAGAUCCGGCAUCUGCAGCCCUGCUUCUCUCUCUGUGUCGUGCGCUCCACCGAUGGAGAGACUCACCACUACAACCUGGGACAGCUCAGCAUUCAGCGGGCAGCCCUGGUAAUUCUUGAACACUAUUACAAGGAUUUCUCAGUUCACAACCCUGCCCUACUGACGGCUGCAAAGUCCAGAGCAGCUAAACAUCUGGCUGGGCUAAAAGUCUAUAAUGUAGAUGGUGCUGGUAGUGAUGCUGCAACCGCUCAAUCUCGGGCUAAAAUAGCAGCUGCUGCCCGACAGAGAGACACCAGCCACAAUGAGCUGUACUAUGAGGAAGCAGAGCAUGACAGAAGAGUCCGAAAGCGCAAAGCACGGCUGGUCGUGGCAGUAGAGGAGGCAUUCACACAUGUUAGACGACUGCAGGAGGAGGAGAAAAAGAAGCCGCCAGGAGAUGAGAUGGAUCCACGUGAGGCAGCGCAGGCCAUCUUCCCCUCCAUGGCUCGAGCACUGCAGAAAUACCUGCGCACCACCCGUCAGCAGCACUGCCACAGCAUGGACAGCAUUCAGGCCCACCUGGCAUUCUGCAUUACAAACAACAUGACCCCAAAGGCAUUUCUGGAGAGCUAUCUGAUGACAGGGCCCACACUGCAGUACACGAGAGAGUGCUGGCAGACCCGGCAGUGGACGCUGGUCAGCGAAGCCUCGGUCACCAGUCCACUCCAUCACGGCUCUGAAUUCCAGCUCAAAUCAUCUGACUUCAGCUUAGUGGUCACCAGCAAAGCUAUCCCUCACCUCAAACUCAGCGAGGAGUAUGUCCACCCCAAGUCCCACAAGUUUGUACUGGAGCUACAGUCGGAGACCUCUGUCUGAUGGAGUCUGUCUGAUGAAUGCUUUUGUCUGUUUGGUUUUGUACACUUGUAAAUUUUGGACUACUACUAUUUUGUUUGAAAUUCUUUUUCACUUUUCCAGUUUAUAAAUGGCAUUUUACAUAAUGGAUGUAUUUUGAUACAACAUUUGUUUUUAACAAGAACAGAAGAGGAAAAAAAGAACAACAACAACUAAUAUAUAUAUGUGUGUACAUGUAUUGUAUGUAUCCAGUUACUUAGUGCUGACUGGUGUGUUUGUGUGUUUGUGCUGCUUGUCUCAUCUGAUUGAGGCUUUAAGUUUUUGCAAGCAAAAAGCAGAUAUUAUUUCGGAUAUCUAUGUUUGUGAAAUGUAAUUUUUUUUAUUUUGUUGACCAUGACAUAAAUGAGCAUCAGAGCACACCGGAGAUUCUGUGAGAUCUAGUAUUACUGGAAACAUUGGUUAGAGAGUCCAUUAUAGUGGUAUAAUAGCCAAACAUACAUGACCAUUUUCAGCCUGUUGGAUGGUUUGAUUUCUACCACUUUUAUAUGUUUGGAAGAAAAAUGGGUAAUAUAUUGUGAGGAAAAAAAAAAUCAUUUAAUUUGUGAUUAAUAAAUUGUGAUUAGUAGUUUGCCUCUUUUUUGUGUUGUAAUUAAAUUGUAAAUAAGUUUUUUUUUACGUAAAUAGUUUUUUUUUCAAUGUGUGUGUAUCAUGAUUAAAACAUUGAAUUGUGUUUGUAAAAUAUAAGCCCAUUAAUGCUGCCUAACACAUUUAUAAACCUUGCUAUUGACCGUUUUUGUCCAAGCUUGACGUUUUUUGCUUAUGAAGCAAAAAUAAGAAAAAAAACAAAAAAUGUCAUGCCUUUUUUUGUACUACUCUAGUGAAGUUUUCCACUAGAGAUUAUAUAUUAUUUUUGUGUAUUUAAUGCUAAUAAAAGUAUGUUUUGUAUUA